Messenger RNA from Bactrocera tryoni, 2357 nucleotides. RefSeq lists its product as uncharacterized. Bases 1 to 2280 code for a protein of 759 amino acids. The record is from RefSeq and is a predicted model, not a curated record. The transcript has 9 exons. Gene Ontology annotation, biological process: neuropeptide signaling pathway. Gene Ontology annotation, molecular function: corazonin receptor activity. Gene Ontology annotation, cellular component: membrane. NCBI's taxonomy places the organism in Eukaryota, Metazoa, Arthropoda, Insecta, Diptera, Tephritidae.
AUGUCUUUUCUGGCACAGUCGAAAGAAACAAGUUUCUCGGGAAAACCUCGCUGCUCGCAUCCACGUUACACCAGCCACAAUUUCAUUGCACACAUCGGCAUUGCGGAGACCAUCGAGGCGGUGCUCAUACUCAUAUUGACGCUGGGCGUGAUUGGUGCCAAUGCGCUGGUCAUAUUUGUAAUAAACAAUCGUCGCUAUUCGCCCUAUAUACAUCAGCAGCCGCGUUAUCUGCUCACCUCUCUGGCUUUAAAUGACCUCACCAUUGGACUGCUUAUCACACCGUUUGGACUGUUGCCAGCGCUCUUCCAUUGUUGGCCGUACGGCGAGAUAUUUUGCCAAAUACAGGCUUUGUUACGCGGUGCGCUUUCCCAACAAAGUGCCGUUAUAUUGGUCUGCAUGGCCGUCGAUCGGUACAUGUGUGCAUUGCACCCGCGAAAAUACUAUCAGCACUCCAGCAAAAAGGGCUGUGUUGCCGUGCUGAGCUUAACAUGGAUCAUCAGUUUGACGGUGUUUGGUUUUCUGGUGCUGCCAAAAGGCUAUUACUUCAACAACACCGGCCUCAUGGCCUGCGAACCAUUCUACAGUAAGCCAUCGUAUCGUAUACUGUCCACCUGCGCACUCUACUUCCCCACCACCAUGGUGCUAAUGUACUGUUACGGCUCGAGUUUUCAUUUGAGCCGUUUCCGUUUGAACGAUCCAACCAUGCCACUAACAGCUGCGGUCCAUCAUCCGCAUCUCGGACAUCCGCCGCAUAUGUACCAACAAGCGUUGCAUGCCCAUCACAUGCAGCACGGUGGCAUGGCGGGUGGUGGUAUGAGUCAUCACGGCCUGCCGCCGGGCACCACAACGCUACCGAACACGCCGGUAAUGAAUCUCAGCAUGGCCAUGAGCAUGGGUUUGGGUAUGGGCGGCAUGAGUGGUAUGACUGGUAUGGGCGGCAUGGCUGGUGCUGGGGGCAUGCAUUAUGGAGGCGGCGGCGUUGGUGGUGGUGGUGGUGGUGCUACUGCUUCGCUUAUGAGUGGCGGUAAUGGCGGCGGUGCUACUGGAGGCGCUGGCGCUGGUGCUGGUGCAGGUGGUGGUGGUCCAACGAAUAAUGUGACAAAGAAGAUUGUGCCCAUCCAGGAAAAACACUCUGCCGGCAAUACCUCACGUUCUAUGGCUGCCAUUUCGUUGGGUUUCAUUGUUAUGAUCACACCGUGGACGAUACAGGAGAUUGUCACUGCCUGCACGGGAUCCAAGCUGCCGCCUUUUCUGGAUUUUGUGGUAACUUGGAUUGCCUUGAGCAACAGUUUAUGGAAUCCUUUCAUGUAUUGGCUGCUCAAUUCGGAUUUUCGACGGCUGAGUAAACGCUUGAUGCCAAAUAGGUGCUUCCCCACCGAGGACACGCCCGAACACAAAUCACCCUGUUGUCACAUCAAUUCUGAUUUUGAAAUCACAACGCUGCCACUGCCGCCGGAACCGCCUACCGGACGACCACCAAAGGGUGGCGAUGCUGCUGGCGAUAACAAUGGCAGCGAAGGCGGCAACAGCUCCAGCGGUGGCGGCGGCAGCAGCAGUAGGGGCGGCGGCGGCAGUGGCAUACGCGGUGGCUCAGUGCUGGGCAUUUGCGCGCGAGCACGCACCAACAGUCUCAGUCGCAGCGCAUCGCAGCAGGCGCGCAAGAAUGCCAACAGCGGCGCCGGUGGCUGUAGUAACAGCAGUCACGGACAUCAUGGGCACAGUCAUCACGGCGGUGGCGGCGGUGGUAUGAGUUUCACUAGCGUACGGCCCGACAUUGAAGGGCUCUCCGAAAAGUACUGGGGUGAAAUACUGGAGCGCACUGUAAGCUCGGGCAGUCUGCACGCACUGACGAAAAGCUUUCCGCACGCAGCGCCACAUCACUACUAUGCUGCACACCAUCAGCCGGCGCAUCAGCAAACGUUUCCGCCGCCACCGCACACCGCAACAAUGACAACAUCGUUUAGCAAACACAGCGAACUGAAUCUCAACUUGGCGUUGGCCGAACAGGAACGUCAUGCAGCCGCACUGCACGAUGCGAGCGGUGGUGGUGGUGGUGGCGGCGGCACCGGUGCACUCAACGCCUAUGAGCUCAGCAAAUUUUCCAGUUCAGAGCCAAAACUCUGCGAACAUAUCUAUCAUGAUGCCAACUGUGCCAAAAAUAAAUCAGCGCUGGGCGGCGGCGGCGGCGUCACCAGUGUCAGCGGUGCGGACGAUGUCAAAAUGUCAGCUGGCAGCGCUGCAGUGGCGUCGGCAACCGGACGCAGUAUACCGGAUAUUUAGUACGCGGAGAACGUUAUAUUAGCAAACAAUCAAAUGGCGCGCUUUUGUGCGCGCGGCGUCGUCUGUGCUGGCGCGUC